Molecule: messenger RNA, 6600 nt
Organism: Syngnathus typhle (broad-nosed pipefish)
Lineage: Eukaryota; Metazoa; Chordata; Actinopteri; Syngnathiformes; Syngnathidae
Product: coiled-coil domain-containing protein 158-like
Exons: 21
Coding region: 238-1986 (582 amino acids)
Source: RefSeq, a predicted model, not a curated record
AUCCCCGCUGCGACUUUUACUGAACCUUUUAUUGAUGGCAUUAUCUUUCCGUUAAGAGUUACACAGAGAAAACAUAUUACAUUUGUCUAACUGUAUUUAGGAACGUUGUCAAAGGUCGCAACUAUGAAGACGCCAUUAAUAUAGUUCCCAUGGUAACGUCAACGUUGGCACCAGAUGUUGUCUUGUCUUUCAGUUUUAUCUUCAGCACGUACAUGGUGUUAGAAUCUCGUGUUUUAUAUGUCUAACAUACAUAUGUCACAUAUGUCACAUACAUGUGACAUAGCAUCGCGGCAUGACAUGAUGGCUUUAGAUCGAGAGGAUCCAGCAGCUGCCACUCGGGACGUUUCUGGGCUGAGGUUUAACAGUUUGGCGUUGGACGAGUUGAGUGAGCAGCUGGAGAGGUGCACAGCGGAAACUCAGAGGCUUCAGGAGGACCUGGGACAUGCAACCAAAGCUGCAUUGGAGAAGUUUGGCUGUGAAUCCAAAAGCAUUUCAGAUCCAUCUUUGGACAGUUUAACGCACCAGCAAUGUCAGAGGGAUGUCAGGCCCAGAAGAAAGAAUGCCCAGGGAAUUGAGGAUGUUAUGCAUCUUAGUGAGCCGCCAGUGGAACAAGUAGUAAGGCAUAGGGACCCUCGGGACGGACAGAAUGGCAGAAUGGAAGAGCUUAUUACAAGUGUUGGCCAGGAGGUGGAGAUGUUGAACCACAAACUGAGCUCAUCUAAAGACAGCGGGCAUCGCAUCAACACCAAGCUGGAACUUCUAAGGACAUCGUUGCAGCAGCAGCUGAAGACCAGUGACCUCGUCCGGUGUAGGUCCCAGGAGGUGGUGCAGACCCCGGGAGGAGAGCAGGAAGCCAGUGACCGAGAAACCAAACGGCCCGUCUGUCAACUGGAUGAAGCUCUGAGCCAGCAUAGAACCCUUCUCGCCGAAAAAGAAACUCUGAAGCAUGAACUGAAGGACAGAGAUAAGCUUGUGGAGACGCUCCGGUUUCAGCUGGAGAAGAGCAAGCUGACCAUUGACGACCUUCACCGGGAGAAUGCCCUCCUCGGCACCCAGAUGAACCAGCUGAAGGUUGGACACGCGGAAAGCCUGGUGAAUCAGCGGCUCGCCAUCACUGAGGAGCUCACAAAGCUGCAGCCUCUGCGCAGCUGCGCCUGCCACGAGCACCGCGACGUCGUGCAGCGACUCCGGGGCCGGCUGAAGAGCACCCAGACAGAGCUGGACCGGGUCAGGGGUGCCAUGAGGACUCUGGAAGGGGGGCGGACAAACGCUCUCCAGGCCCGAGUCCAACAUCUGGAGGAAACUCUGGAAAAAGUGAACCAGGAAGCGUCCUAUCAAAAGGCGGAAAGCCAGCGGCAGACACGGGAGCUGGCCUUUGUCAGGGAAGAGAAGAGGCAACUGGCGCGUGAACUAGACGCCGUGCGCUCCAAGGACAAACAUCUGCGAGAGAGGAUCAGCGAGCUGGAGGCCAUCCUUCACAAGAUGACCGAGGGCUUCGCCAACUGUCAGGAGUUCAUCCAACUGAAGGAGCAAGAGUUCUUUCGCCUUAAACUCAAACACAUACUGGACUUGAAGGAAUACCAAGAUGAAAAUGUAACUCCACCUGGACUGGACUCCCUGAUCCCAUCUGCUGCACUCACUGAUCCUCGUCCCUCCACGCGGGACGCCCGCAACGCCCCUAUUACACAGGAGAACCACGCCCGGGACCGGCUCCCACAGAACCUUGAAGAACCACACGCCGACAAUGCCGCCCUCAGGAGGAGGUCCGCACCGGCGAGAACGCACAGACCGGCAUUCGGCGAGCAGUCCAAAGCAGCCCGCCGGCGAACGACAUGUGGCAGUGAGACUACGACAGAAACAACAGAAAGUCACAAUCGGUCAUGCUCGAUGACCGCGACGCGACACACUUUCUACCCGUGGCGGCGGGCAUCGGAUUGCAAGUCACCCGUGUACGCGCUUCUGACCUCUGACCCAGGGCACAGCUGACAGACACUUCAAAAUCCCCAAGCAAGUCGAUAAUCACGUCUCACUGAAUAGAAACGCAAUGCAUAAAGUGCGGACCCCGUGCAAUAUGAUUUGGCGGAUCUGUUUUGGCAAGGAUGUGGAUUGUGCAGGCAUCAGAAAGAUACUAGUCAUUGGGACGGAGGACUCGUGCUGUCACAGGACCGCUCUGAAGCAACAACGACAACAACGUCAGCAUGAUGCAGCGACAGCAGCAACCCUUGAAUGGAUCCGCUUAUUCAUUUAAAGCGCAGCUCCACCGAUGUUUGCCAGACGGGGAGGAAUUCCCCGGUGGUCCACGAGCCAUAGCUUGGGAAUCUGCAAAAUUGAAAUGUGAAUCGAGAUGAGUGCUCCGAUACCAACACACUGAUACUGAUACCAGGUAAGUGCCAUAUAAGAUCCUUUAAAAGUCUUAAUUUUAAUUUCCUUUAAUAAAUCUUUCAAUUCCACCAAGUAUCACCACAUUCCAGCACUUGGAGCUUGGAGUUCUUUCUCUGCCGCCUUUCUCUCCUAGGAAACCAGGGAUUAAGCCUGGUAGAUAAAUCCAGCUGUACUGUACCUUUAAUGACCAACUGGCACGCAUCUUUCACCUUCAGUGAAAAGGCCCAGACAACCCGGCUUGUAUAUCAACUCCCCCCUCACGCCACCUUUGCCUUACACGGCUUGUCUCCGGGGCCUUUGCAAAGCACCGUGACUUAAUGUGCGGUACCAGGCUCUGCUAUGCUGCGGCCUCACUGUGGGAUUUAAUGGCGGCUAAUGUAAAGUAGGUGGGAGCUGUGCAUAUAUUGCAGACAUGAUAGAUUGUUAGUAGAAUACACGUUCUACACGUUGCCAUCUUCCAUGCAGCACCAUUUACAAACAGUACCGUAUUUUCCGCCCUAUAAGGCGCACCUAAAAACCUAAAAUUUUCUCAAAAACCAACAGUGCGCCUUAUAGUCCGGUGCGCCUUAUAUAUGGACCAAAUUCCUAAAUUCAAACUGGCCCGAAGUAUUGUGUCAUGAAAUCAAUCAUAAGUGGCCCGCUGAAGACUAUGAAUCAUGACUCAAAAAGACUAUGGAUCAUUAUUUUAUGAUUAUAAAGUAAUUUGUUCCGUCUGAAGUUGAAAUAAAAAAGAUAAAAUGGAGAAUGAUUCGAAAUCUGACAUGAUGCAUUAAUGGUGCGCCUUAUAGUCCGGUGCGCCUUAUAUAAGGAUAAAGUUUUAAAAUGGGCCAUUCAUUGAAGGUGCGCCUUAUAGUCCGGUGCGCCUUAUAGGCCGGAAAAUACGGUACCAGAAACAGACGUGGAUUAUAGUCUUUACAUUACAAUUAAAAGUCAAACCAAAAUAAAAACUAAUAGACGUAUAUCCAGAAAAGUAGAAUACAAUAGUCUCUGUAAAGAAAUCUAAAAUGAUCACAAAAGAAAAUAAUACAUCAAGUGUAUACAUAUACUGAUUAUACUGUGUAAUACAGGUCAAUAAUGUAAUUUUAAUUUGUCCAACUUACAUUUUUUACUGAAACAAGACAUAAAAAAUACACAAAUAAAUGUUGGACAAGCAUAUGUACAGUAUAUCCAGCCAUCCACACAUCUUCUAAGCAUCACAUUUUGACCAUGAUUACAUGCAAAAACAAAAAACUAGCUGUUAAGUUAUCACGUUUUACUGUUGCGAUAUGUAUGUGUAUUCACGAGCACACCCACGCUUGAAUUGCCUCCAUUCAAACACACCUGUUAUUUAUCCUUGGUGUGUUAUUUGUACUACAACCAGAUUGUAAUUUGAAGGCUCUUGCGACCUCGUGCUGACAUGACUCACUGCAUGCAGCCUGCUUUGUUUUAUUUAAUUCUGGAAAAAGUGCUUUCCAUUCGUACACACAUCCUAUCCAAGAGAUUUGGCAGAAAAAUUCAAAGAGAUAAAAGACAUCAGAGAGAAAUAAAAGACGUCAGGGAGUGUGGGGACAGUGUGGCGCUGUUACAUCAGCCAGCACAAAAAAAGUAAUGUAAUGAUACUUUUUUUUUUGAAAAUCAGCUCCAACUGAGAGUCCAAUCAAGCCAACAGAAGUGGGAACUAGAACCGGACUAAAAUGUCACUGUAAAAUCAGUCUGUCGCACUCUGGCUAGCAGCUAGUUAGCUUUUCAGCUAGCAUAAGAAGCAGAGAUGUCUAAAGUUAUUUGUCCACAAAAAACUCCAGCUAAAAGUCCUAUUUGAGCAACAAGAAUGGAAAUUUCAAAUAAAAUCAGUUUGUGGCUACUUUCAGGUGUUCAAAGUCGGAGGCACCAUUGCCAACAAGUGGACACCAUUUGGCUGAUUCAGUUGAUAUUUUCUUUCUUUCUUUCUUUCUUCCUCAUGAAUGGACAUUUUGUGGUAAGGUCAAAAUUCGCCGCAAAAACCUAAGGGGUGGAGUUGUCGGGGACAAGGACUGGGAUUCAUAAGCAUUUUUCCCCAAAACAUCAUUUACCCGCUGUGGGAUAAAGUCUCUUUGUUGUGCAGCGUGUGAAUUGCGUCGGGCAUACCGUGAAAUAACACUGUUCAUCAUAUGAACGCAUCAUUUUGACAAAAUGAAGAAAGUCUUCUUUUUUUUAAAUAACAAAAAUCCUAGUUUAGGAUCCUAUUGAAAAUGGAAAGAACGAAUGAUCCACGAUUGUUCACUGAGUUGCCUCCGCUGCUGUAAAAGAAAAGGCGUCAGUGUCGCUCUGCCGAGCAAACACAAAAAAAAAAAAAACAGCGCUUGAACCGUUUUACCCUUUUCUUCCAGACAAAUUACUCCAACUGUUAUUUUCCCCCCACCCGAUGAUUCUCUUCUGCAUUGCUCUUGUUUGAACAGAUGCCGGACCCCUCUUGCCCCCCCCCUCCCCCAUCCUAUGGAGUACAAUGAGGUAACACUCAGUGGCAGUGAGAGUUCAGCGCCCAGUCGGUUUCUUCCCGAGAGAAAGAGACACAUCAAAAACCGCCCUGUGUUUCACUUCCUGCACCAAAACUAAAUGGAGGACAUUAAUUUAAGAAUGGCUCUUAUGCAAGAGGCAGCGACCGCACUCACCUUUUGGAUGUUUACUUUAAAAGCAACAAAUUUGACAGUACUAACAAAUUUAACAAUUAACAAUUUUAUAUCUUUCGAGGGAGAAGACAAAGAUGUCAAGAGUAGCAAUAAUGUUAAUGCUAAUGUUUUGACAGCCGCUAUGGGCCUUAUCACAUGACAACCUUUCCCUGCAAAAAAGUCAAACCAACCCUGGAGUUUGGACUAUUUUACUGAACGCUUUGUUGAAGUCAACUUGCUAUAUGUUGAAGCAUCUCAUGUGUGUGGUUCCGUUCUACGAAUGAAGCUGAGAUGAGCAGCUGGUGUUGUCUGUAAAUAAGCUUUGUUGUUGGCCUCCCACAAGUGUCCAGUGUCCCGUUUCCUCGUCACAGGCAGACAAGAUAUUCCGAGUUCCACGAUGCAAGGGGGUCAUGUAAAAUCCCGGCAAUGUCACCCCUAACCCUAAAAGAUCCAGACAGUUGUCAUGUCUGGUCAAAUUGACGCUUUUAAAAUGACCAAAAAAACAAUAUUGCAAACUUUGUUUUAGAUACAUUAAAAUAGUGUUUUUAUUUUUUUGUUCUCCAUUUUGUGUAAACAUUUAUUGCGUGGUGAAAAUGAAAAUGACAGAUUGUUAGGUGUAUUGUUAUUCUGGAAACUGAAGGAUCUGCUAGAUCGCCAUUAGGAGUCUUCCUGAAUUACACUUUCCAGGCAUUUUGGGAAGUUAGGACGGUUAACAUCUCUGUUAUCACAAAAUGUCAACCAAAAUGAAAAGCAAUUUCCUUGAUCCGCACCUAAAUUUACCCACAUGUACAUUUAGCUCGUGGCGCAUCCUUCCCCCAAACGUCACAAAAGUUCUGCUGAAUAGCCAACAAACAAAAAAGAGAACAUAAUGUCAAAAAACAGAAUCCUGUCUCUACACCCAAUUUUAACUGGUUGUACCUUGGCCUAUGUCGCAUCCUUCUCAUCAGCUAACAAAAGGCCAUGACAAUGUCCACGCAAAAAAUAACCAGAUUGAAAAAAAAUGAUAUCCUCGAUCCACAACUAAAUUUAAAAGGUUGUACCUUGGCUGGUGUCACAUCCUUCCACAAACCGUCACUGAAGUCCUUACUAAACGCCAACAACCAGCGAUGAGAGCAUAAUGUCAACCAAAAUCAUAAUACAACCACAUUAAAAAUAAAAAACAAUUUCCUGGAUGUCUACCUAAAUUUAACUAAGUGUACCUUGGCCGAUGUCGCAUCCUUCUAAAAAACGUCACUGAAGUUCUGUUUAAUCGCUAAGAACCAGCGGUGAGAACAUAAUGUCAGCCAAAAUCAUAAUGGCAACCAAAUUGGAAAUAAAAAACAAUUUCCUGGAUGCGUACCUAAAUUUAAGUGGUUUUACUUUGGCAAUACUGCAUCCUUCCAAAAACGUCACUCAAGUAAAUUGCUAACAAACAGCAAUGAAAACUUAUUGUCAACAAAAAUCAUAAUACCGGGUUUAGAUACUGUCGUUUCGACCAAAUACCUCUGGUCAACUGUUUACAUGUGAUGAUCUGUCAUUUACGACGACAUUAAUCAGAACACCCGUUAUACAACCGUGUGACACGUGAUAAUGAUGCAAACAUAUUUAGCACAAA